AGUUGAAUCGGAAAAUCGGUCACAAACCAGCAAAGAUAGGAAGAAAUAUUUACAAGAAAGAAACAUGUCGGAGGCCAUCAUCUCAGAGGCGAUAAAAACACUAGAGAGUUUCGUGGUUGAAGUUACCUCAAGCCACAUUUCCCAUAUAGAUAUAGGGAAUGUGAAAGAAGUAGUAAAUGAGCUGAGAAUGAUGCUGGAUUUCUUAAGAGACAAGGAAUCAGGAGAAAGAAUCAGACUUGAUCAUUUGCUAGCUGACUUGGUCGAGAUUGCAGCGGACUUGAUCCAACGAAAAAACAUCGGUAUCUACCUUACCAAUAUUUAUCACGCCAUAGGCAAGCUGAGGAAGACGAGAAAGCGCAUUAUGGAGUUUGGAGCAGGAGGGGGGCUGAUUAAGCCACAAAGUGUUGAAGGAGGAGACGAAUCAGGUGUCGUGGUGGGCUUGGAGAAAGACGUGCAACAACUUAUAGGUAGAGUGAUUCUCAACGAGGAGCGAGACCUGGUGGUUUUGCGUAUCAAAGGCAUGAUUGGUGCGGGAAAGACCACUCUUGCCAGGCUAGUAUACAACCAUCCGGCCAUCGUUGAAAAAUUCAAGCUUCGUGCAUGGUUAAGCAUUUCUAGGUACACAAGUACGAAGGAGGUGCUUGUGAAACUGGUGCAGCAGUUGCUGGAGCAUGAUGGAGAUGGAGAUUCGUUGCUGGAGGAAAUGGACAACCAGAGUCUUCGAUGGAUGCUUCUUCAACGCCUGCGAAGAAUGUCAUUUUUCAUUGUUGUUGAUAACCUAUUGCCAGAUAUGGACUUCGAAUCCUUCUUGAUAGAUCUUGCACGUAGCGGCCAUGGAUGUAGAUUGUUGAUCACAAGCCGUUAUCAAAUUCCAGAGGACGUCCAUGCGCGGCGUCCGAAAAUUAGCAGCCGCUAUCCAAUUCAGGAAGAUGUCUUUUAUACUCAUGAGAUGAAGCCUUUGGAUUCUGAUAAGAGCUGGCAACUGUUUUUGAAUGUUUUAUUUUGUGGUGACAAUUUUGUACACAAGUUACCAAAGCAUUUGGAGAGGAAGGGGAAAGAGAUGUUGAAAAAAUGUGGAGGUUUGCCGAUGGCUAUAAUAGAUGCUGGAAGACAAAAAGCUAAGCAAAGACUUGAAGGAAUUGGAUGGGAGGAACUUUUUGAUUCAAUUGAUCUGAGUGAAUCGUUGAAGUUAUUAGAGCCGAUGUAUCAUGAACUGGAUGAAGAACUCAAGCCAUUUUUCUUGCACAUGUCAUUUUUUAAGAAAAAUGCAAUAAUGAGGGAAGAAAAGUUGGAACAAAUUUGGGCAUCAAGUGGAUUGAAUACAAAAAUGGCAUCUACAUACAGUUUAUUUAAACAAUCCAUUAUUGAAGUCGUGCAUCCGUACCCGAAAGAGUUUAAAGUGAAAAGGUGUCGCAUCAAUCCUCUACUACAUGAGUUAUCCAUCAAAAAAGCAGAGGAAGAAAUGGGCUUUGAGAUCUUAAGGAGCGAUGUAAAUAGUCAACCCUUGCAGAGUCCUCGUCACCGUGUUAUCCAUUGUGGUAGAGACAAGAUGAAUCACUCCACAGAUCAAGCCAAACACCUUGUCUCUCUCAUCUUCCAUGGAGGUGGUGGCUACGUGGGCAAUGCUAGCCAGUCUUAUUGGAAGAGUUUUGAACUCCUUAAGAUUCUCGACAUGGAAGAUUUUGGGGUGAAGACUUUAUCAGAAACUAUAGGCACAUUGAUUGAGCUAAGGUAUUUGGGAUUGAGAAACAAUUACAUACAAGAGAUUCCACACUCGUUUGGAGGCUUGAAAAGGCUUGAUGUUCUCGAUAUAGCUCUAAACUUUAUGGUAGAGGUGCCUGAUAUAAUCAAGGAAAUGGAUAGCCUUUGCCAUCUUUACAUGUGUGAUGUGAUUUUCAAGAAGCCUUUGAAAGUAGAUGCACUACAAAAUCUUGAGACUCUAACCUACAUCUCGAUUUAUGAUUGGACAUAUGAGGCCUCGAGCAUGGAGAAGAUGACUCGUCUCUAUAAAUUAGGCGUUGAAGAAGUUGAUGAAAAGUCAGAUGUAUGCAAGCUCUUUGCAUCACUAGCUAAAUUGACGAGCUUUAGGCAAUUUACCUUGAGAGGGUUUCGUUUCAGAAGCAUGUCGUGUUUGGAUGAGAUUAGUGCUCUAAAUAGACUCGAUAAACUUAGACUAGACGGAUGCCUAGCUAGGCUACCAAGUGCCAAUAUAUACUUGGUAGUAUUGGUUCUCGUAAAUACUGGUCUUAAUGAAGACCCUAUGCCGUUACUUAGGGAGCUACACUGCCUAGAACAGCUCAAACUGCGGAAUGCAUACACCGGUCCAGAAAUGGUGAUCCGCUAUGGGUUUCCUCGGCUCCGAGUCCUUCGCAUCAAUGAGCUGUGGAAUCUGAGAAAUAUACUAGUUGUAGGUGCAAUGCCGAAGCUCAAACAACUAGAAAUCAUGAAUUGUCCGUAUCUGGAGACGCUACCGGAAGCGAUUGGGUCAAUGAAGGAUCUGAGAAAGUUUACUAUGGUAACAACCAAACACAUAGCAACAAAGAUCAGAAAUUCAAGCUUAAUCUCCAAAAUAUUAGAGGUGGAUAUCAUUCCAUAAUUUGGAGUUAGAUACAUUUUAUUUGUUGGUGUUUGGAUGGCAUGUAAUUUUUCUUCAAUGUUUUCCCCUUUUUUCA
This is a messenger RNA of Salvia hispanica, 2672 nucleotides long. The record is from RefSeq and is a predicted model, not a curated record. Lineage: Eukaryota; Viridiplantae; Streptophyta; Magnoliopsida; Lamiales; Lamiaceae.